Notolabrus celidotus (New Zealand spotty) is the source of this 1941-nucleotide messenger RNA. RefSeq lists its product as uncharacterized. Bases 299 to 1117 code for a protein of 272 amino acids. The record is from RefSeq and is a predicted model, not a curated record. The transcript has 6 exons. Gene Ontology annotation, molecular function: S-adenosylmethionine-dependent methyltransferase activity. Lineage: Eukaryota; Metazoa; Chordata; Actinopteri; Labriformes; Labridae.
UAUAGACUCUGCAUGAGGGACUGCUUUCAGCGAGUUGGAAACAUUCUUUAUUUACAGAAAAUAACCGGUCUGCAUUUAAUCUUUGUUUCUCUUUUUUGUGGUGUUUGUAGUCUGAUAUCUGGAUUUUGCUUGACACUCAAAAAUAGGAAAACUAGACCUGUGGAAGUCCAGAGUGAAGCAGAGGCAAGAGUGAUCGGGUAGAGGAGAGUUUUUCACAAAACAAGAGAGAGGAGCAAUAAAGGAGAGCAAAGGAGACCUUUUGAUAGAAGCUGGCAACAGAAGAGAAGAGAAAACAAACAUGACUUAUCGACUCUUUGAGGGAAAGGAGCAUGCUUCUAUCUACCAGCAGUAUCGCUUUACUCCUCCAGAUGAGGUCAAGAACGUUAUUCUUCAGUAUCUGGAUAGAAAGAAGGGAAAGCCACAUGUGCUGGCAGUGGAUCUCGGAUGUGGGACAGGUCAGAACUCCCGGCUGAUGGCACCACAUUUUCAGGAAUUGGUGGGCAUAGACAUCAGUGAGUGUCAACUGGAGGAGGCCAGGAGUGUGCCAGGGUAUCCUAACAUUACGUACAGGAAGGGGACAGCAGAGGAGCUUCCUUUUCCUGACGGCUCUGUUGACUUGCUGACAGCAGCGUCAGCUGCUCACUGGUUUGAUCAGUCAAGGUUUCUGCCUGAGGCCCAUCGGGUUCUUAAACCUCGGGGAUGCAUUGCUCUGAUGGGCUUUAGUGACUCCAAAACCAGACUUUACUUCCAAGACUGUGGAGAGAGUCUCAACGAAAUCUAUGAAGAGGUAAAGCAGAGGCUGUUACCAUACACGAGCAAUCCAGUGUCUGUAGCUGAGGGAAAGCUGGAAGAGCUCUACUCAGCCAUCCCUUUCCCAGACAAAGAGAGGAUUGAGUGUAUUCGAGUGAACACAACUAUCUCGGUGAGGAACCUGGUGGGUUUCUUUGAGUCCUUCUCCAUGUACCAAACCUACAAUGCUAAAGAUCCCAGUAGUGCUCGAGAACUCCUGCUCAACGCUCAGAAAAGGUUUCUAGAGGAGAUGGGAGCCACAUCUCCUGACACUGAAAUGGGAAUCCAGCAGGAAUAUUUCUGUGUCCUGGCAUCAAAACCACAAUAAUUCAUAUUCAUAAUGUGGAAGUGGAGCUUUGUUUUAAAAGUUUGAAACCUUGCAAGGAUUGGAUUUUUUUUUCCAUUCAGAUAGAGUGAAACUCUGAUAACUUGCAAAAAUCAUACUCCUUAACACGCCUGCUUUUUGUCAUAAGAGAUUCUAUUUGAACCACUUGUGUUCUUAUGCACUAUUUUAUAUAUCUAUAUCUAUAUCUAUAGAUAUAGGGAUAUAUAGAUAUAGACAUAUAUAUAGACAUAUAGAUAUAUAUGGCUGUGGAGCAUCUACAGAUUUUUUGUUUAGUGCAUCUAUGUUUCAUUUGUCUUAAAAUAAGUCUCAAUUUGCAUUGGAUCUAUCUCAAACAUUCAGCAAGAGAACAGCUGAUACCCUGCAGUCUUGAACACACACUGAGAGGUUACAUAACAGGAAAAAUACAUUCUAACAGGCCUACAACUGUUGUUUCACAGAAGGGGUGCUUCGUUGAUGCUUGGGCUUGAAGGUGAAGUCAAAUGUUUUUAGGCAAAAGCUCUGUGUGGCACAGCUGGUGGCCCAUUUACUUGUUUUAACUGCUUCAGUGCUCCUCUGUUAUUCUCUGCUCUUUCUCAGGGGGUCAAAUGAAGCUCUGCCCUGCUGACAGUUCCUAUUAUACCUGCUAUGUGCAUUCCAGAUGAAGCUGACGUAAUCAUGGAACAGCUUUUGUAGGGAGGUUAAAAGGAUGCAAAUCUGUACAAUGUACUUUUAAAAUGCAGGGUUCUUUUAUUCAUCUGCAACAGAGCGUGCAUGUAAAUAAAAAUGAUUUCCUUGAAACCAGUGCCUAAUGUUAAAAAUGCAAUAAA